Molecule: messenger RNA, 2227 nt
Organism: Kockovaella imperatae
Lineage: Eukaryota; Fungi; Basidiomycota; Tremellomycetes; Tremellales; Cuniculitremaceae
Exons: 2
Coding region: 180-2198 (672 amino acids)
Source: RefSeq, a predicted model, not a curated record
AAGGGCGCUCAAUAAAAAACUCGGCAGGGUGGGUGGUGCCGACGGCAAAGACUUGAAAAAGAAGAAGAAGCGCAAGGCGGAGAAAUAAUGUGGCGGAGUGAUUUCGGGUCGAUCCCGGAUAAUUUGGGCCACUAGUGUAAUCUACUCGGUAGUAUAUAUAGAGAGAGAGAGACCGCUAGAUGGAGUUAUGGAUCGAUAUGGUCGACAUGUGGUCUUUGUCGCUUGUUCUCCUGCUCAGCGCCUCGUGUCGAGCAUGGACGGCAGUCGAUUCUAGUGUUACCAUCCUCACGCACAAUGAUCUGUACGGUAAUUCCUCGUGGCGUGACGAGUCGUUGUUGGUCCUGAGCAAGGGGAUGACAGCGGGCGAUGCGUCGGAAGCGUGCGAGCGAUAUGGGGAGAAGCUGUGGUGCGCGAGGUAUGCCGACUUUCUACCAUAUCUUGAGUAUGAGGGUCGCGGUGGGUUGUACUGGGCAAAAGGGAUGUGUGUCAAUAUCACCGCAGAUGGACUCCAAGACGCCACUUGCACAUCCAGCCAGCAGCUACCGGCACUCUGCACCAACUCUGCCCCUCUCAGCUCCGCGACGAUGCAGAACAACUCGACAUACUGGCAAGUACAAGUCAAGACCAAUGAUCAGCAUAUCACUGGGUACCGUGAUAAGCAUGCCUUCAGGUUUGAGGGAGUGAGAUAUGCGGCUCAGCCAGAGCGUUUCACCUAUUCGACAGUGUACGAGACGGAUACAAACACGACGGCCCUGGCAUUCGGGUCGGAAUGUGUUCAAUCGCCCGAUGUAGGAUCCGAAGACUGCCUCUUCCUCAACAUAUGGACGCCUUACCUCCCCGGAGAUUCCAACACACCGCUCAAACCCGUCAUGUUGAACAUUCAUGGCGGAGCUUUCACGGCGGGUACAGGGAACGAUCCGAACCUAGACGGUGGAGCCCUGGCCUCUCGAGGCGACGUCGUCGUUGUCGGUAUCAAUUACCGUCUCACCACGCUCGGUUUCCUUGCACUCGACAAUGGAGAGACCAAUGGGAAUUAUGGACUGGCGGAUCAAGUAACUGCUCUGGAGUGGGUUCAAAAGCACAUUGCCGCAUUUGGCGGUGACCCCUCGCGCGUGACGAUUCUAGGGCAGUCAGCCGGUGCAGGGUCCGUCAGAGCCCUGAUAGCCUCCCCCAAGGCGAAGGACCUAUUUGUUGGAGCCCUACCUCAAUCCAACCUCGCAGGAUUCUCGUACGCCACAACGUACAGCGAAUAUCUUAACAUCUCCGCCGAGGUCGACAUCGCCGCGAACCCCAUUCUUAAUGCGACUGGAUGUCUCAAUGCUACCUCUCAUCUAGAUUGUCUGAGAAAGAUCGACCCCUUUGUCCUCGCCAACCUCAGUACUGUCGCGCGGUACGUCGUGCAAGAUGGCGAGUAUAUCACCUCAGACAGGCUCGAGAUCACCGAACCCUCUCAAGUCAACAAUGUUCAUCUCAUGAUGGGCUUUAUGCGAGACGACGGCGCAUCAUUUGGUGGCUACCCCACAGCGAGUGAGAAUCUCACAACGUUACUCACCGCAAAUGGCUUCGGCCCUCAGCUCUCCCCGUCCACCUUGGAGCUCUACCCCGUGCCUAGCGGUCCAAAUGCCACACUGGACAUCUACAAUGCCUCGUCCGCCAUGGUGACUGACGGCGAAUUUAGAUGUCUCGACGAGGCCACGGCGUACUCUGCUGCCCUGCACAAGUCCCUCCAAUCCAUCUGGUUUUACCAAUUCAACCGUUCCUACAACGGGUACGACCCCCAUCCGCCCGUGUGCGAAGCCCCCAUCACCCCUUCUUACCCCUACGGCGAUCCAGAAAUGGAGUACUUCAAGUGUCACUCCGGCGACCUCUCCUACACUUUUGGGACCAUGCCAUAUGUCGGAUUGCCCGACCGUGAUGGCUUGGAUAUCCCAAUGAGUCAGUUCAUCGUCGAUACUUGGGCCAGCUUUGCAAGAUCUUACAACCCGAACCCAAACACCGCAUUUUUGGACGCGAGAGGUUUCACCAACUCAUCAGCGAUGGUAAGGAUGAUUGAACCGUGGAGUCAGGUUAGCGUCGAGAAUCAAACCUUGAGGGUGUUUCAAUACCCAAGUUUCCAAGCAGAUUUCGAGAUCUUCUCGUCUACGCCGAGGUGUGAUGCGCUGGGACUGGAUCUGAAGUACUAUGAGAACUCAUCCUGAAUUACUCCAUAAGCAGAUGCGAAUGCCAC